Molecule: messenger RNA, 510 nt
Organism: Talaromyces amestolkiae
Lineage: Eukaryota; Fungi; Ascomycota; Eurotiomycetes; Eurotiales; Trichocomaceae
Exons: 4
Coding region: 1-510 (169 amino acids)
Biological process (GO): deadenylation-dependent decapping of nuclear-transcribed mRNA
Cellular component (GO): Lsm1-7-Pat1 complex; P-body
Molecular function (GO): RNA cap binding
Source: RefSeq, a predicted model, not a curated record
AUGGAAAGAUUACCCAUACGAGAAAGCGCGGGCAGCCCGCGACAGCAGGGUCAGAACCAACAGUCUGGUCCACCGCCAGCGCCUCAAGGACCUCCGCAAUUACCCCCGCAGAUGUUCACGACGGCCGCACAAUUGCUUGAUUUGACUGAUAAAAAACUCGUCCUCGUCCUCCGUGAUGGUCGGAAAUUGAUUGGUGUUCUACGAAGUUGGGAUCAAUUCGCAAACCUGGUCCUACAAGACACCGUAGAGAGGAUAUAUUCCGGAAACCUAUACGCCGAAGAACACGUCGGUCUGUACCUGGUCCGCGGCGAGAACGUGUUACUACUCGGCGAAAUUGACCUCGACAAAGAAGACGACCUCCCCGAAACCCUAAUCCAAGUCUCCAUGAAAGAGGUCCGAGAACUUAAAGCCAAAGAAGAAGAAGAGCGCAAAAGAAAAGAUAAAAAGAGCGUAGGGAAGCUGCAAACGCAUGGCUUUGAGCCGGAGCAUAGUGGAGAGGUGCUUUUUUGA